CCAAUGUGUCAUAUAAUUACAUCUCUCUCCAAUGUUAUCAUUUCAACUCUUUUCACAUUCAGCUCUCUAUCAACUCUCUCUAGAUUCCUGGAGACAGCCAAAGAUAAUUUUGUGUUUGCAGAAAACAUUGUAGAAAAAGAAAUGGAGAUGAUAACGAAUGUUUCGGAAUACGAGGUCAUUGCAAAGGAAAAAUUGCCCAAGAUGGUUUAUGAUUACUAUGCAUCGGGUGCCGAGGAUCAGUGGACUCUUAAGGAGAAUCGCAAUGCCUUUUCGAGGAUCUUGUUUCGACCUCGCAUUCUAAUCGAUGUUAGCAAGAUCAACAUGAUGACCACCAUUUUGGGGUUCAGGAUUUCGAUGCCGAUCAUGGUUGCUCCGACUGCUAUGCAGAAAAUGGCUCACCCUGAAGGAGAAUGUGCAACAGCUAGGGCAGCUUCAGAUGCUGGAACAAUCAUGACACUAUCGACAUAUGCAAAUUCUAGUGUGGAAGAGGUCGCUUCUACCAGAUCUGGCAUUCGGUUUUUCCAACUCUAUGUACACAAAGACAGGAACCUGGUUGCUCAGCUUGUGAGAAGAGCUGAAAGGGCUGGUUUCAAGGCGAUUGCCCUAACGGCAGAUACUCCAAGACUCGGCCGAAGGGAAGCUGAUAUUAAAAAUAGAUUUAAUUUGCCACCAUAUUUGACAUUGAAUAACUUUGAGGGUUUGGACCUUGGCAAAAUCGAUAAGACUGAUGACUCCGGACUAGCUUCGUAUGCUGCCAACCAAAUUGAUCAGUCACUCAGCUGGAAAGAUGUGAAGUGGCUUCAAACGAUCACAUCAUUGCCGAUUCUAGUUAAGGGUGUUCUUACCGCUGAGGAUACAAAGCUAGCUAUAGAAGCUGGAGCUGCAGGGAUCAUUGUAUCCAAUCAUGGAGCUCGCCAGCUUGAUUAUGUACCAGCAACUAUUAUGGCUUUGGAAGAGGUCGUUAAAGCAGCACAAGGUAAAGUUCCGGUUUUCCUCGAUGGAGGAGUUCGGCGAGGAACCGAUGUCUUUAAGGCAUUGGCACUCGGAGCAUCAGGAGUAUUCAUUGGAAGGCCAGUGGUAUUUGCAUUGGCUGUGGAUGGCGAAGCUGGUGUUCGGAAAGUGCUUCAAAUGUUACAUGACGAAUUAGAGCUAACGAUGGCAUUAAGUGGUUGUCGAUCGCUGAAGGAGAUUACUCGAAACCACGUUGUCGCUGAUUGGGACCAUCCUCGGGUUUUGCCUAGGUUAUAAGUUGAGAGCUCUUAUAAAUUUGCACAUGAUCACAAAUGGAGUCUUAUUGAUUCAUUAAAUGAUCAAAAUCCCUUGAAUUGUUUUAAGUUCUGAAGGUUUUGAAUGAUUUAGUUUAUGCAAUUGACAAUUUGUGUUUUUAUUUUCUCAGUGAUCUUAUUUGAUUAUGUAGUAGAAAA
Molecule: messenger RNA, 1424 nt
Organism: Gossypium arboreum
Lineage: Eukaryota; Viridiplantae; Streptophyta; Magnoliopsida; Malvales; Malvaceae
Product: glycolate oxidase-like
Exons: 12
Coding region: 4-1248 (414 amino acids)
Cellular component (GO): peroxisome
Molecular function (GO): FMN binding; oxidoreductase activity
Source: RefSeq, a predicted model, not a curated record